AAUGUAACUGGGUUAUUUCAGGUCAAAGGUAUACAAUAUGGCGACGAAAACACUUCUGUUAACGUUUACUAAUGUACUAUUUUCCAUCAAAUCCGUGUCGGCAUAUUACUGUAACAAUGACCGGUGUAAGGAGACAGAAUACUGCUGUGGAAAUAACAUUUGCUGUGCAUCCUACACAGUCUGGCAGCUCUGGUAUUUCUGGUUUGGAAUUGUGCUGUUUCUGGUGAUGCUGUUUAUGUGUAUCUGCCUGUGGAAAUACAGAUACAGGGACCGUCGCCUUAUCAACGCUUACAGACACAUGUCAAAUAUCAAAACAGACAAGCAAAGCCAAUUUAACUUUGUCAAGUCUGAGACAGCAAGCCCUACCCAGUCUCAAGGGAAAGUACCACCCCAUUCAGCAGAAUCCACCUCCCACAUACAAUGAGGCGACCGACAGUGGUUUUACCAAGGCCUACAGCGGAACACACUAACAACUCCUCACAAUGCUUGUCUCUUAUUUACGCAUUCACCAUCAUGUAGUUUUACUGAGUGAAUGAUUUGUUGAUAUUUUUGAGCUCACUUGGCUCUAAGUGCCUGUGAUCUUAUAGGAUGGUGGUGCAUCAUCCAUUUGUUAUCAGCAUUUCUACUGUCAUUACUAGUGGUCAGCCACCAUCACAUGGACCAACAUUUAUUAUCAAAGUCAUAUAUGUUUUCAGCUUCAGAUGACUAAAUACUGUUACAGUGUUAUCAUUUCAUUAGCAAAUAUAUUUUUCCAAUACAAUUACCAAACUGGUGAGCAAUAUAAAUGUUUGGCUUUUGUUGAUGGUGAUCCUCAGUCAUCUCAAUCAAACUCUACUGAUAAUGACUCUCUUCUAAAGUUCUAGAUUUAGCAACUCUGUCUUAGCUGAAGAUUCUGUUGGAUCGGUGGUUAUGGCAGAGCUGACGUUUGAGCUUAUAAAUCUGUCAGAGUGGUGAUUCUGUCUGAGCUGAGAUAAGAGCUGAUGAUUCUGUGAAAGUGAUGAUCCUCUGUCAGGCCUGGUCAUUCUCUGUCAGGCCUGGUCAUUCUCUGUCAGGCCUGGUGAUUCUCAGUCAGGUUUGGUGAUUCUGUGAAGGCAGUGAUUCUCUGUCAGGCCUGGUGAUUCUCUGAAGGUGGUGAUCCUAUGUCAGUCUUGGUGAUUCUGUGAAGGUGAUGAUCCUCUGUCAGGCCUGGUAAUUCUGUGAAGGUGAUGAUCCUCUGUCAGGCCUGGUGAUUCUGUGAAGGUGGUGAUCCUCUGUCAGGCCUGGUAAUUCUGUGAAGGUGAUGAUCCUCUGUCAGGCUUGGUGAUUCUCUGUCAGGCCUGUUGAUUCUGUGAAGGUAGUGAUCCUUUGUCAGCCUUGGUGAUUCUGUGAAGGCGGUGAUUCUUUGUCAGGCCUGGUGAUUCUAUGAAGGUAGUGAUCCUUUGUCAGGCCUGGUGAUUCUGUGAAGGCGGUGAUUCUCUGUCAGGUCUGGUGAUUCUGUGAAGGUGAUGAUCCUCUGUCAGGCUGGUGAUUCUGUGAAGGUGAUGAUCCUCUGUCAGGCUGGUGAUUCUGUGAAGGUGAUGAUCCUCUGUCAGGCUGGUGUUUCUGUGAAGGUAGUGAUCCUCUGUCAGGCUGGUGUUUCUGUGAAGGCGGUGAUCCUCUGUCAGGCUUGGUGAUUCUAUGAAGGUAGUGAUCCUUUGUCAGGCCUGGUGAUUCUGUGAAGGUAGUGAUCCUCUGUCAGGCUGGUGUUUCUGUGAAGGUGAUGAUCCUCUGUCAGGCCUGGUGAUUCUAUGAAGGUAGUGAUCCUUUGUCAGGCCUGGUGUUUCUGUGAAGGCAGUGAUUCUCUGUCAGGCCUGGUGUUUCUGUGAAGGCGGUGAUCCUCUGUCAGGCUGGUGUUUCUGUGAAGGCAGUGAUUCUCUGUCAGGCUGGUGUUUCUGUGAAGGCGUGAUCCUCUGUCAGGCUUGGUGAUCCUCUGUCAGGCUUGGUGAUUCUCUUUCAGGCUUGGUGAUUCUGUGAAGGCGGUGAUUCUAUGUCAGGCUUGGUGAUCCUCUGUCAGGCUUGGUGUUUCUGUGAAAGUGGUGAUUCUAUGUCAGGCUUGGUGAUUCUGUGAAGGUAGUGAUUCUCUGUCAGGUCUGGUGAUUCUGUGAAGGCGGUGAUUCUCUGUCAUGCCUGGUGUUUCUGUGAAGGCGGUGAUCCUUUGUCAGGCUUGGUGAUUGUCUUUCAGGCUUGGUGAUUCUCUGAAGUCGGCGAUUCUUUGUCAGGCCUGGUGAUUCUGGUAUUCACACAUCAAUAAUAGUCCUUAUACUUGAAAAGGUUCUCCUGGAAACACUUUCCUCUUAAUCACAUUCUUUCCUGAUCAUUUGGAACUGAGUUCAUGAUGGUAAAAAUUUACAACAUUUGUUAUGGCUAAAUAUUGGUUGGCAUCUGAUCAGUUAGAUUUCUUCUGGAUUACAGAUUUUGAUAUUUGCUUUAUUUUCUCGGUUUUUGUUAAAUGGUUGGGGACCACAUUGACAAGCCAGUAUGAUUUUUGACUGAUACAGAUUACUUACCAGUGUUUGCAUAUACACUACAAGUGUGGAGACAUAUAUCAGUUGGUUGGCACUCAUAAUCCAUUAUGAAUUAUGACAUUGAUAAUCCAUUUAAUUAUUUAUGCAUUCACUUACUUCUAAAGACGCUCUGCUCUCAUAAAUGUGCUUUGUUUACAUUAAGGAUAAUAUUUCUGUCUUUAGUAAUUCUUUAAGGAUUUUUCCCGAACGCAUUUUCUAAAAGUUUUAAUGAGUGCACAUACAAAGAGAUAUAGAGGGUACACAAGAUUUGAGUGAGUCCCACAGAGGAACAUGUGUCAGGACUCAAAUUAUCCGAGUCCCACAAAUCAGGUAGCAAGUCAUCAAACUGAUUUGCUUUAUGAAAUGACCAUACUUUGAUUGGGAUUUUAAUUGUAUAUCAGUUGUGGGAAUCACUUUAAAAUUCAUGAUAGAUUAUCACAAUUUCUUAAACAGUCGUUGAUUGAUUAUUUUUCGAUCAUGUACAGAAAUAGAAAUAUUUGCAAAAUCAUUCACCAAAAUGGGGAAAAUCUUAACAUUGUGGAUAUAUUUAAGGCAUCUAGCCGUGUUUUGAAAAAAGUUUAUUAGUGCAUUUUGAUUACAGAAUUUUCCAGUGAGUUUUGUUAAUUUAUUAAUUUUUUAAGUCGGCUCAAUAGCUACUGAAAAUUUUCAUAUUAAACACAACAAUGAUGGAUCACAAAAAAAACAUGAUUGAUUAGUCCUAGUCAGAGGUAAAAUGCCUAAUCAUUGAUUAUCUUGAUUUAAACGGAACAACACUACUGUAUAUACAUGUAUGCUGUAGAUCUAGACGUCUUUAAUUUCUGCUCAUAUUGAGUGAUGUUUACUUCUGUCGGCUGUAGACUGAUGCCUCCAAAUCCAUGUGCAAUCGUUGAAUCUCAUCGUUGUUAAUCAUGUAUAUAAUUAUAUGUAUGUGUGUGUGUGUAUGCGGGAAAGAAUGAGUGACAAAAGAUAUUGUUUUUAGAAUUUAUUACCUACUGUUGGUAUAUGCAUAUAUAGUAUGCUCGUGGUUAUUUAAUCUUUUAGCUUCAAACAUAUUUAUCAAUUAACGGUUGGGGUGGAUGCAGUGUACCGUCGCACAGAUGAUGUGAAGGGUUGCCAUACUACAAAAAUAUGUCUCUGUGAUUCGUUUACAUUUCUACUGGGUUCAAAAGAUUUGUUGGGUUUUACUUACAUUUAGGUUGUAUUGCAAGAUAUAUCUAUCAGCCUUGGGCCCAGUUGUUCAAAAGUUGAUUAGCUUAAUCUAAAUCACUUGAUUAGUGAAAAUCUCAUUUCUCCUUUACUUAAAAGCCUGUGUAUGUAUUUUCCUUUAAAUAGGCAGGUAGAAAGAAGGAGACUGAAGAGCGUUACAGAAUUUCAUAGAAUUUGUCAAGAUUUGCCGGAAAUGAUUUUAUCAGAAUAUGAAAAUUGUUUCUAAACUGCUAUUGGCCUGAUCACCUUUUGAACAACUGGGCCCUGUUGUAUAGAGUUAGUUGACAAUGUACCUGCAUGCAUCUCAACCUGUUGUAAUAAUAGUUUACCUGGGAUAAGCAAUUUCAUUUCACUAGAUUCUACUUAAUCCAGAUGUAGUGGAGAAGAUUGAUUUCUAUAGAUAACAUGUGUGAACUAAACUGUUCUGGUAUAACAGGUUUUUAUCGGUAUAUAAAUCUGUAUAUAGGUUUUUUUUGGUCUUUUUCUAACAUUGAUGAUCGUGCUGUAGUAAAAGUCUCUCAACUUUAUAUAUUUAUUUAUUCUUGUGUUACAAGUGUUUAUUAAUGUUUUAUGUAUAAUCAGAUAGUUUUUAUCUGAGGUCGAACGUUUGAUGACGCAUGUUGGUCAUGUUACUCUAAAGCAAUAUUUAUAUAUUGUCAGUGUGAUAACUAAGAACUGUGUUUACUAUAUAAUGUACAAACAAUGCUAUCGGUGUGUAUACGAGAAAGACUAGACUAUCGGUACCUUAGACUGGACGGUUUUUUGACUGUUUAAUACAUAUUUUUGAUGUUUUGAUAACCUUAUCUGAUCUUUGAUUAAUUAUCUGUUAUUCAAAUAGAUGAGUAGAUUGUACCAGACCACAAUUAGUUAAAAGUGUAGAGUAUGAGGUAGGUUGAUCCAAUUCAAUUGAGAAGUCUCGUUACAAAAAGUCAAAUGUCAAAGUUGCUUACUAAUGGUUAAUAUCUUUUUAUUUGAUAUUGGUAGUACAAAUCAAAUCAAAUGAAGUGAUCCAAAAUCACAGAUCUUCCUAAAUAGCAAUUCAUUUAAGAAGUCUCGUUACAAAAAGUCAAAUGUCAAAGUUGCUUCUUAAUGGUUAAUAUCUUUUUCUUUGAUACUGAUAUACAUAUAUCAAAUCAAAUGAAAUGAUCCAAAAUCAGAAAACUUCCUAACUAGAUAAUACUGAUAUCAGGAAAUACAAAAUUGUAUCAAAGAAAAUUUCAUUUAAACAAGGAUUUAUAUGACCAUAAUUUCAAGUUUAUGGGUCAAAAUUCAUGUGGUUUAUCUUAUAACUGCUAAAACUUCAAAAAGAAAUUGCAAAUGAGAGGAGAUAGAAUUUUGCUUUAGUCUGUUAAAGACCCUGGCUGUUUACAGAACGAUAUCAACAAACAGACUUUUACUGACCAAACAAGCGGGUCGAUUCUAAUCAUUAUCUUCAUCUGGGAACAGUUGGUAGUUCAUUAUACACAUAGUGUUUAUUAAUGCUUUUGGUUUGUGUGUUAGAUAUUAUAGCUUGAAUUGAUACUUACUUAUACUUAAUAUAUUAAAUCUAUGUACAAUUGUAUACUAUGUUUUUCAGUCUAGAAUGUAAAUAUUCAACCACCACAAAAAUAUUUUUAUCCAGAGUUCUCAGGUGGACAUUUGAGGGUUGUAUGCUGAAAAUCUACCUUCAUGGUAGUUUUCAACAUCCAGGCAUUCUUAAACUUCAUGAACUGGAUUCGUGCAUUUUUCUCAUAGUUUGUAUUUACUAAUUCAUACAUGUACAUUAUGUAUUACCGUACAUUGUUCUCACUUUCAUCCUACUUAUAUGAAGGAACUAUGUGGCCUGUCACCUUGUCCAGUUGAUAACAUGUGAAUUGGUUAGAUGGAUCAGCUUUUACAUAGAGUUUGGUUGUUUUGUUUCAGUAAAUGUAUUAGGUAUAAACAAGUCCCUCAGCCUGUUGGCUCCUCACAUCAGUGGCCAACAAGAUAGACCAAUUAAUUUUGUUUCUACAGAAGUUUUGAUUAAGCAGUAAUUUUUUUUUUUCUUUAUUUGGAUUUGUCAAAUUUUCGAUGUACAAUAUGAUUAAAAUAUUGUCUUACAAAAGACCUAUACCAGAAGUUCAUGAUUUUAAUUAUUUAUUUGAUCUUGAAUUAAUUGUUACAGUUUUAGGAUUAUAUUUUGGUAUUCGAUCGUUACAGUUUCUAGGAUUAUUUUUUUGUAUUGCAUAUUGUUGAUAAUUGAGAUUGAAAAUUGUUGAAAUGACAAAUUUAAUUUUAGAAUUAGAAUCACACGAGCAUAAUGGGACUAUGGAGCAUUUGCUCCAUUAUUUGUAAGUCUAAUGAUCUUGAGACUGGUUCACACUGAUAAAGAUAUCAGCAGGGAGAAUGUGAUACAGACUGGUUCACACCUACACCUACGGUCUAAUAGUAAAACUCUAUACAAUUACCAUAAAUCAGCCAUUUCAUUACAGUCAAAACGAUUGACUUUAUUCCAGAUAGUGAGAUGUUGAUUAUGGUUAGUGUGAUAAGUCUGAAGUGAUUAUUAGUGUUUAGAUCAUAAUGAGAGAGAGAAAAGGUUGAACAUGUCUAAUCUGACCCAAGAUUAUUCUGACAUCCUGUCUAAUCCGACCCCAGAUUUUUCUGAUAUCCUGUCUAAUCUGACCCCUAAGUAUUCUGACAUCCUAUCUAAUCCAACCCAGAUUAUUCUGACAUCAUGUCUAAUCUGACCCCAGAUUAUUCUGAAAUUAUGUCUAAUCUGACACCUGAUUAUUCUGACAUCCUGUC
Pecten maximus is the source of this 6491-nucleotide messenger RNA. RefSeq lists its product as uncharacterized. NCBI's taxonomy places the organism in Eukaryota, Metazoa, Mollusca, Bivalvia, Pectinida, Pectinidae. Bases 38 to 424 code for a protein of 128 amino acids. The transcript is spliced from 5 exons. The record is from RefSeq and is a predicted model, not a curated record. Gene Ontology annotation, cellular component: cytoplasmic vesicle membrane.